Messenger RNA from Spodoptera littoralis (African cotton leafworm), 612 nucleotides. The record is from the annotation of a GenBank genome assembly. NCBI's taxonomy places the organism in Eukaryota, Metazoa, Arthropoda, Insecta, Lepidoptera, Noctuidae.
AUGGCUUUCGUUAAGAAUAUCUUGCUCCUGUUCGCUAUCCUGGUCCCUGCGGCAAUCCUAGCUCAAAAUGGUACAGAUGUACCUCCAAGCUCGGAUGGACCAUCGUCUGACUCCCCCAACGGUGGUAGCACCGAACCACCGAUGCCAUCAUCAGCGUCAGGACCUUUCGACCACUUCUCCUUCAAGCCUCCCAAGUUCGACUGGCCUACCGUACCUGGAUUCUUCGGUGGUGGUUCCCGUAACAAGAGGGCUGCUUCUGAGCCUGUGGACGCGGAACACGCUCGCCAGGACCAUGCCUUCUUCCGCCGUGUGAUUAGGUGCAACUUCUUGACCGAGGGAGGCUUCAGGUGCACGUCUUGCAACACAGUCCGCCGCUGCUAUCCUUUCAACAUCGGCACAGUCUCCACUUGCAGCGGACUGUUCCCCUACUGCAGGAACGGACAAUGUUCCAUGACGAAGGGAGCCCUUUGCACUGACACGACAUCAACUUCAUCUACUUCCUCUACAUCUACUGAUUCUACUAGCACUUCUAGUUCCUCGAGUUCUUCAUCCAGCUCUUCAUCGAGCUCAUCUUCCUCAAGCACCUCCACCUCUACCACCAAGAGUAAAUAA